Lachancea meyersii CBS 8951 is the source of this 1986-nucleotide messenger RNA. Lineage: Eukaryota; Fungi; Ascomycota; Saccharomycetes; Saccharomycetales; Saccharomycetaceae. The record is from the annotation of a GenBank genome assembly.
AUGAGCGUUGAAGAUAUACAAAAGGCCAAGCAGACUGUGCCGUUCUCUAGAGAAAGCCUGGAAAGUGUGUUGAAAAGAAGAUUCUUUUUUGCGCCUUCUUUUGAACUAUACGGAGGUGUUUCCGGACUUUACGACUAUGGUCCUCCAGGUUGCGCUUUCCAGGCCAACAUCGUUGACGCUUGGAGAAAACAUUUUAUUUUGGAGGAAGAUAUGCUAGAAGUCGACUGCACAAUGUUGACCCCACACGAUGUGCUCAAGACUUCGGGCCACGUCGACAAGUUCUCCGACUGGAUGUGCAGAGACAUGAAAACUGGUGAGAUCUUCAGAGCGGACCAUCUGGUCGAAGAAGUGCUAGAAUCGCGCCUAAAAGGUGACCAGGAGGCUCGUGGACUCGUCAAGGACGCCAACGCUGAUGCUAAGGACGACGCCGACAAGAAGAAGAGAAAGAAGAAGGUUAAGGAAAUCAAGGCCGUUAAGCUCGACGACAACGUUGUGCAGGAGUACGAAGAGAUUUUGGCCAAGAUCGAUGGCUACUCGGGUGAAGAAUUGGGUGAGCUCAUGGUCAAGUACAACAUCGGCAACCCUGUCACUGGCGAAACCCUCGAGCCUCCAAGAGCUUUCAACUUGAUGUUCGAAACUGCCAUCGGUCCUUCCGGUCAAAUUAAGGGUUACUUGAGACCAGAAACUGCUCAAGGUCAAUUCUUGAACUUCAACAAGCUUCUGGAAUUCAACAACAACAAGGCUCCAUUUGCGUCUGCAUCCAUCGGAAAGUCUUUUAGAAACGAGAUCUCCCCAAGAUCCGGUCUCCUCAGAGUUCGUGAAUUUUUGAUGGCGGAAAUCGAACAUUUCGUUGACCCACUAGAGAAGUCUCACCCUCGUUUCGCCGAGAUAAAGGACGUCAAACUGAAGUUUUUACCUCGUGAAGUUCAACAAUCCGGAUCGACUGAGCCCAUCGAAUCAACUGUCGGUGAUGCCGUCUCUUCCAAGAUGAUUGACAACGAGACUUUAGGUUACUUCAUUGCCAGAAUUUACCUGUUCUUGAUGACUAUCGGAGUGGACCCAACCAAGUUGAGAUUCCGUCAACACAUGGCCAACGAAAUGGCGCAUUACGCUGCCGACUGCUGGGAUGCCGAACUCAAGACUUCUUAUGGUUGGAUAGAAUGUGUCGGUUGUGCUGAUAGAUCUGCCUAUGAUUUGACUGUUCAUUCCAACAAAACUAAGGAGAAAAUGGUUGUAAGGCAAAAACUAGAUGAGCCCAUCCAAGUUACCAAAUGGGAAAUCGAAUUGACCAAGAAACUUUUCGGACCAAAAUUCAGAAAGGACGCACCAAAAGUGGAGGCCUACCUAUUGGGUUUGACACAAGAGGAGCUAGAAUCCAAGGCCAAGGAUUUGAAGGACGCUGGUAAGAUUGUGUUCUUCAUCGAGGGCAUUGAAGGACAAAUCGAACUUGAUGAUAAGUUCGUGACUAUUGAGCAGAAGACUAGAACCGAGCAUGUUCGUGAAUUUGUUCCAAAUGUCAUCGAGCCAUCGUUUGGUAUCGGCCGUAUUAUCUAUUCCAUUUUCGAGCACUCUUUCUGGUCCAGACCCGAGGACACUGCCAGAGCCGUUCUUUCUUUCCCACCAUUGGUGGCCCCCACAAAGGUUCUUUUGGUUCCUCUAUCUAACCACCCUGAUUUGAGCGCCGUUGCCCAGGAAGUAGCCAAGGUCUUCAGAAAGGAGAAGAUUCCAUUCAAAAUCGACGACUCUGGUGUGUCGAUCGGUAAGAGAUACGCCCGGAACGAUGAAUUGGGUACUCCUUUCGGUGUCACAAUUGACUUCGACUCUGUCAAGGACAACACUGUCACUUUGAGAGAGAGAGAUUCCACCAAGCAGGUGAGAGGCUCGGUCGAAGACGUUGUCAAGGCCAUUCGUGAAAUCACUUACAAUGGCACCACUUGGGAUGAAGGCACCAAGUCCCUAAAGCCUUUCGUCGGACAAACCGAAUAG